This is a messenger RNA of Solea senegalensis (Senegalese sole), 1514 nucleotides long. RefSeq names its product syntaxin 8 (gene stx8). Gene Ontology annotation, biological process: intracellular protein transport; vesicle fusion. Lineage: Eukaryota; Metazoa; Chordata; Actinopteri; Pleuronectiformes; Soleidae. Gene Ontology annotation, molecular function: SNARE binding; SNAP receptor activity. The record is from RefSeq and is a predicted model, not a curated record. The transcript is spliced from 8 exons. Gene Ontology annotation, cellular component: endomembrane system; SNARE complex. Bases 111 to 827 code for a protein of 238 amino acids.
GCUUGCUGUACCGACGUCAGACCCAAACAAGCAACAGAUCUAGCUUCUGAUCACUGUCGAAUGGUUUUAAACCAAGGGGAAUUUCUCUUCAUAGCCAAGUUUUUAUCAUAAUGUCUCAGGAUCUGUGGUUACAGAACUAUGAUGCCACAUGUCGCCUGGCACAGGAAAUUGCAGAAAACAUUCAUGAACGUAACAGACAGCAGAGAACAGGGGGAAACCCUGCAAAGAUUAACAUGACACUACGGGCUUCACAGCAGAAGCUGAAACAGAACAUUGCCCAGCUCAAAGAAAGUUUGCUGCGAGCUUCAUCAUCUCGACGCAUAAUGCAAGCAGAAGCAGACAGGAGGCAGAACCUCAUUGAUGACCUGCUAACCAGAGAGAAGCAGCUCAAUGCAACAUUCAAGGGAGAUAUCACAGAGCCAGAAACCUCCAGGACGACACUGAUGGCCGGAGGGGCAGGAAUGAGUGGUGGUGAUGCAGCCAACCCAUGGCUCGUCAAUGAGUCGGAGGAGACCAGAGGUUUGACCUUUGGGGAGAUUAAACAGCAACAACAUCGAAUCAUUGAAGCCCAGGAUGCAGGCUUGGAUGCACUUGCAGCUGUCAUCAGCCGACAGAAGAUAAUGGGCCAGGAGAUCGGCAAUGAGCUGGAUGAACACAACGAAAUCAUCGACGACCUUGCGCAUCUCGUGGACAAAACAGAUGACAGGAUUCGUAAUGAGACCCGAAGAGUGAAGCUGGUGGAGACAAAGUCAGCCUCCUGUGGGAUGCUGGUGGUGAUCGUGCUGCUCCUAAUAGCCAUCAUCGUGAUUGCUGCGUGGCCCAUGUAGGUGACAAGGACACCAGUGAUCCUGGACCUGCACUGGACGAGCGCUUCGGUGACAGUGCUGUGCAGAAUGCCAUAUUAAAGCACAUGUACAGUACAGUGUGUUUACACAAACACAAAUACCCAUUUAAACACCGUCUGUCAUCAGAUUUUAUUUUCCUACUUUCACUCCUCAUAUGUGAAAUGAAGUGCAUCACUGUGACACUGUCGUUCUUUUCUUUACAGUUGCUUGGUUGCAGGUUAACCCUGUAAUAUACUGUAUAAUGCCAUUGGGUGUAAAUUGUUCCUCAUUCAUAGUAAACGUGUGGCUCAUUAAGUUGGCAAUUCAUCAAACAGUAAAAUAUUUAUUUUUUUUUAAGAAAUAUUUUUAGCCUGGUCUAUGGUGAAUAUAGAUCCAACAUUUAGACCUCACACAGGUAUCGGGAGCAUUUCUUCCAUGAGUCUGUCUGGGUCUGGGCUGAGGCUCAUACUGGGUACAGUUAUUCCAUAAGCUGUGCAGUAUCCACACUUACUUAUAUCUACCCAUGCAUUACUGUAACUGUGUAAUGUUAUCAUUUGUCUUGGGAUUUUACUCUGUUUAUAGAGUCGCUCUGAGCCAAAGCUAACAGCUCAGUUCUGUUACUAACACGGCUGUUUUCCUUUCUUGUAAAUCAAUUCAGCUUGUAAUUUCUAAUAAAUGACAUUUCCAGUU